This is a messenger RNA of Symsagittifera roscoffensis, 1148 nucleotides long. Its product is annotated as trypsin II-P29-like. Gene Ontology annotation, molecular function: serine-type endopeptidase activity. The record is from RefSeq and is a predicted model, not a curated record. The transcript has a single exon. The coding region runs from base 109 to 1026 and encodes 305 amino acids. Gene Ontology annotation, biological process: proteolysis. NCBI's taxonomy places the organism in Eukaryota, Metazoa, Xenacoelomorpha, Acoela, Convolutidae.
GUGUGGUAUAAAAAGGAAAAUCCGAGAUGAGAAAACCAUCCUCACAAUUUCUGUUGUCAAAUCUCCUAGCUGCAAUACUCGAAAUCUGAAAUCCAAAUUUGUUCGAGGAUGUUUAAAAUUGCUAUCUUUGCUUUACUGGCUGUGUCGGUAUUGGCUAGAUACCAAAGAAUGCCUCCUGGUUUUGCCAGUGAACCGGCGCCGCCAAAAGUGUCUGAGCCAUCGCCAAAGGAAGCCGAGAUAUCUGAGCCAUCUCUUAGAGCCUACCAAUGCGGAAAAGCUCCAUUGCAUGAACCAUUGGACCAAAGAAUUGUCAAUGGUUCAAACUCGCCGGUGAGAGGAUCGUACCCUUUUAUGGUGAACAUCAAAAUGGGCUGGAACCACUGGUGCGGAGGUGCUCUGUAUGAUAAGUAUACAGUCAUUUCGGCUGCCCACUGCUUCUGGACUGGCAUGGAUCCCUCGCCUUUGAAACUGUUUUUUGGCGACAAACACCAGAAAUAUGGAUAUGAAAUCGAACAUGGCCAGGAGAGAAGAUACGUCAGAAGUGUCACGAUUCAUCCGAGGUACGGUCAGGACGGCUGGAACUCGAACGACAUUGCGAUUCUGAAAAUGACACAGUCCGUCCCUUUUACAGACAAGAUCCAACCUAUCUGCUUACCAAGCAUUGAGGUUCAAGGAGGUGAGAAGACAGUGACUUUGGGAUGGGGAUACACCAAGGGAACUGGCGACGGAAACAUCUUGAGUGUCGUCGAGGUUCCUGUGAUUUCCAGAGAUACGUGCAAGAAGUGGCUGGGCGGAUACUUCACAGAGACAAUGGUCUGCGCUGGAUUCGAAGAGGGGAUGCGGGACUCCUGCCAGGGAGACUCCGGAGGACCUUUGGCGAUGCAGAAUGAAGAGGGCUUCUUCGAACUCACAGGCGUGGUCUCUUGGGGAAACGGAUGUGCCCAGGCGAGGAACCCAGGUGUCUACACCGAAGUGGUGGACUACAUUGACUGGAUCAACGAAGUUGUUGGCACUCCGAGGUACUAAAGGACUCAAAAUUUCGAAAAGUCUGGACUUAAGAUGCUGAUAUGCGCUCUUAUUGUAACUUUUAUUAAUUUCGUAUUAUAACAUGAUAUAGGGGAGAUUGAAUUAAAGUUAUUAAAACAAAA